This is a messenger RNA of Mytilus trossulus (common blue mussel), 2435 nucleotides long. RefSeq names its product CCR4-NOT transcription complex subunit 4-like. Lineage: Eukaryota; Metazoa; Mollusca; Bivalvia; Mytilida; Mytilidae. The coding region runs from base 123 to 2258 and encodes 711 amino acids. The transcript has 21 exons. Gene Ontology annotation, molecular function: metal ion binding; RNA binding; ubiquitin-protein transferase activity. The record is from RefSeq and is a predicted model, not a curated record. Gene Ontology annotation, cellular component: CCR4-NOT complex. Gene Ontology annotation, biological process: protein ubiquitination.
GAGAGUUGAACGAUACAUCCGGGUAAUCUUACUGCGUUAAAUUAAUGCGCAAGAGUGAUAUUACUGUCAUCAGUAAUUUUUGAAGGGGAAAUUUAAUUUUUGUCUGAGCAUAAAGAGAUAUUAUGGCAGGAGAAGAACAAGUAGAGUGUCCGUUGUGUAUGGAACCAUUAGAAAUAGAUGAUGUCAAUUUUUUCCCGUGCACCUGUGGAUACCAGAUUUGUAGAUUUUGUUGGCACAGAAUUAGAACAGAUGAAAAUGGUCUGUGUCCAGCCUGCAGAAAGAAUUAUCCAGAAGAUCCAGCAGAGUUCAAGGCCUUGACAGAGGAUGAACUCUCAAGAAUCAAGAAAGAAAGAAAACAAAAAGAUCUUCAGAGAAAACAGAAAGCUGCAGAAAAUAGGAAACAUUUAGCUAAUGUCAGAGUUGUACAGAAGAAUUUAGUGUUUGUUGUUGGCUUGUCUAAAAAAUUAGCAGAGACAGAAACAUUAAAGAAACAGGAGUAUUUUGGAAAGUUUGGAAAGAUUCAUAAAGUUGUGAUAAACCAAAGCACGUCGUAUGCUGGAGCACAGGGUCCUAGUGCUAGUGCUUAUGUUACAUACAACAAAGCUGAGGAUGCUUUAAAGGCGAUACUGGCUGUUAAUAACGUACAUAUUGAUGGACGCACGUUAAAGGCUUCAUUGGGGACUACAAAAUAUUGUAGUCAUUUUCUUAAAGGUUCCCAAUGUCAAAAACAAGAUUGUAUGUACUUACAUGAUUUGGGUGAAGAAGCAGCCAGUUUUACGAAAGAGGAAAUGCAGUUAGGAAAACACCAAGAAUAUGAACAAAAGUUAUUAGAGAAUUAUAUGAACAUGCAGAAUUCUGCCAAUAACCAUGUGAUAACAAGUGGCAGUAAACCCAUUCCUACUAGAAAGAAAGAGACUUCUCCGUUAACAGUGACAACAUCCUCUUCUCCUGAAUCACAGGGAACGCCUCCCUCAAUUAUGUCUAAUCACAGUCCAAACUCACCCUGCUGUAAUAAAGAUGCAUGGCCAUCGUUACAACCGGGGACUAAACCAAAUAACAAACCAACAAGUACAGAUCAACAUAAUAAGUUGAACAAUAAAAUUAGAACAAAAUCAGAAGAGGACACAGAUCACAGUUCGCAAAUCACAGACAGAUUUAAUGGUACUAGUAACACAAUAAAUAGAACUACAGAUCCUCAACAGAGUAACACAGUACACAGAACUACAGACCCUCAACAUAUAUCUCCGCCACAACAGAUAAAACCUCCUUCAAGUCAACCAAGAAUUGUCAAUUCAGGUGUACCAGGAGUCAAAACUGUUGUGUUUGAUAACCCAGCCCAAAGUCUUUCUUUAUUUAGUGGAAAUGUAUUUUAUGGAAACAGAAAUCAGAAAAUACCAGUACCUACACAAACAGAAGUACCAGACAUACCAACAACAGAGAUUUCAGAAUCAAUACAAGUGUCAAGUUGUACAGAUUGGCAAGCAGCAUUUGGUUUUACGUCAAAAUCUAGAGAGUCACAGGAUGAUGACUUAGGUUUUGAUCCAUGGGAUGAAUCAUCAAAAGGUUUAGCAGAUUUGCUGGAAAAGGAAAAUGUAACUACAAAUAUCCAUCAGCAAAACAAUACUCACAAUCAGAAAUAUGAUCAGAGGCCAACACAGAAUCUUCCCCCAGGUUUUACACUAAGUCACAUACAGAAUCAACAGAGACCUGUCCAGCACCCAGCAUUUCUACAGAAUGAACUAGUCGGAAGUAGAAUGAUGGGUUUUUUACAACAAAAUCCAUCAAUGAUGUCAAACAGACGUGAACAGACAAAUCUUCAGCAUCCAGAGUCAUACAAUAAAGAUUGGCAAGAUGGACUUCGGGCAUUAUUACCAAAUAUUAAUAUUAGUUUUGGUGCACCACCUCCUGGAAGUGUUAACUCACAAAAAUCAUCACAAAACAACCACAAAUCAAGGCGAUGUUUGUCAAAGAACUCGUACUUUGAUGGGCCCAGGACAAUAUUUGAUCCAGCCAUUUUAUCUUCAGGAAAAUACUCAGACGGUUCUAUGACAGAUUGUCCUCCACAUUGGUUAAAGUCAAUUACACAAUUAACAGAAUUAGAAGGACAGAGCCAAAACCACAGAUUGCCAUUUGUACAACAGUUUCCAAUCAGAAAUUCUGGCUGGCCAACACAAACACAGAAUCCUCCCCCAGGUUUCCAAACUAGACCCCCCACACAACAUUCAGAACCACACAAAAUUUCAGAAGGACUACAGUAAAAAACAAAUGUUAUAAAGACAAAGACAUUAAACCAGGAUCGUUCUCCUACAGCCAGCCAUCAUCAUCGGAACCAGUGUUAUUUAUAAACAUAUUGUCAUAAAAAAUACUUAAAUAUGUAUUUGACUAGCAUUUAGAUAUUCUUUGCUAAAUCCAUAUUCAGUUGAAUUAUAGAAAGA